This is a messenger RNA of Acanthosepion pharaonis, 801 nucleotides long. NCBI's taxonomy places the organism in Eukaryota, Metazoa, Mollusca, Cephalopoda, Sepiida, Sepiidae. The record is from the annotation of a GenBank genome assembly.
AUGUCAUAUUUUUGUCUUUCUCCUGUCGAUUUCGUUGUUGAUUUCCUUUCAAAUAUUACACCCACUUUCUCCCCGCCUUCUCUCUCUCUCACUAUAACUAGAAGUAAAUCUCUCCAACAUCAACCAUUUUCUUCUUUCAUUCUUGAAAUCGACGGUCUUAUCUUUUUUUUCUGUUUUUCUUUUGUUUUGUUUUUUUGUUCUUUUGGUUAUUCAUUCUUUAUUUCCAUACUUCUUUUUCUUUCCGUUCUCCGUUUUCUUUUCUUUAACUUGCUACCAUUUUUCUUUCUUCUGUCUUCUUUUUCAUUUGACGAAUUCAUUUCAUUUUUCUCACUUUCUCUUCUCUCACGUUUCUUCCUUUCUUUUUUUUAUAUUCUCCUUUUUUUCUCUUUCGUUUUCUUUUGUUUCUUUUCGUCUUUUCUUUUUCGUUUUUUUACGUUUUCUCUAUUUUUCUUUAUCUUCCAAUUCCUUUUCUUUUAUCGUAUUGUGACCUUUCUUUCUUUCUUUCUUUCUUUCUUUAUUGCUUUUUUCUUGCUUCCGUUUCUUGUUUUUUUAUCUUCUUUUUCGCUUUCUUUCUCACUUUUUUCUUUUCCCUUUCGUUUUCUUUUUUUCUGUGUUCUUUCCCCUUUCUUUCUUUUCGAUUUAUUUCUUGUUUUUAUCUUCUUUUUCUCUUUCUUUCUUUUUUCUUUCAUUUUCUUUCUUUUCUUUUAUCGUAUUUUUCGUCUCUUUUUUUCUUUCAUUUUCUUUCUUUUCUUUUAUCGUAUUUUUCGUCUCUUUUUUUCUUUCAUUUUCUCCUUCUCAUAG